This is a messenger RNA of Betta splendens (Siamese fighting fish), 3352 nucleotides long. RefSeq names its product FAM20A golgi associated secretory pathway pseudokinase (gene fam20a). NCBI's taxonomy places the organism in Eukaryota, Metazoa, Chordata, Actinopteri, Anabantiformes, Osphronemidae. Gene Ontology annotation, molecular function: protein serine/threonine kinase activator activity. The transcript is spliced from 11 exons. The record is from RefSeq and is a predicted model, not a curated record. Gene Ontology annotation, cellular component: Golgi apparatus. The coding region runs from base 1245 to 2825 and encodes 526 amino acids.
UGGGAAAUGCCCAUGGAGGUCGUCGCUGAUUCACCGUGAAGCUGUUUCAGGCUCUGGCAACAAGCAGCAUGCGUAAUGUAUGCACUGUAUGUGUUUUCACUGGAGGGGGACGAGGCAAGCAACAAGGGGAGGUGUUAUUUCUCCCUGCGUGUUUCCUCAAGUUGUGUAAGAACUUGUGUUGAUAUUUUUUCCAGCGCCGCCGUCUCUGAGGUGAACGACGGGGAGAAAAGCAAGGAUUCAUGUGCAGGAGCUGCAGCAGGAAGUAAAGUGCAGCUGGGAGCGUUUUUUUUUUUUUUUUAAUCCUGAAGCAACACGGACUGGAGGUCUGUGGCGAAGAGCCAGAGUGAUAGAGAGGAUGACAGCGGAGCGUCGGAACCUUAAAACAGGGAUGACACCACGCCAGGGAGGGGAGGGGGGGGCGAAGGGUUGACGAGAUGAGAGAGGAGUGGAAGUGGACCGCGCUUCUAAAGGAGGAGAGGAAGAGGAUGACGGAGGAAAGCGGGUCGGGUUCCAACACCCCUGGUGGAGAAAAGGGACGUGGAGGCGAGUCACUCACUCAGACAGACGUCAUAAUGCAUGUAUCUACUCAUGCACACAGUCUGCCUUUCAUAAACCUGUGAGGAGCCCAGCCGCUUGCACACACACACACACACACACACAACUGAACUUGGACCUGCACACACACACACACACACACACGCACGCAUUGCAUCAGAGGGGAUGUGCCAGCUGGAUGUGGUUUCAUUCAUUCUGCCGUGAUAAGCAGUCUCCACCCCUUCAUGAGCUCCAGGAGUGAGCGCAGUGUGUGUAUACCUGCCCACACACACACACACACACACACACGCGCGCGCACACACACGUAAUGAGCGCUGAGACGCACACGCCGUCUCCUUCUGCCUCUCUUACACGCUCUCGCUCGCUCCGAGCAGCAGGUCCCUGGAAGCAGCCAGACUGUCGGUGACUGUUGCGCUCACUCUUUCUCCGGCUGCUGCCAAGGGAGGAGAAAAAGAAGAAGAAGAAGAAGAAGAAGAAGAAGAAGAAGUAACAGAAGAAGAAGAAGUGGGGCUGAAAGGGACAGAGUGAAGCCCACAGACAGAAGAGGACGACAGACGCUGGGACGGAGCUCCAGCCUCUGCCCGUGUGGGAUGCGAGUGAUGCCCGGCGCCCUCUGGAGCAGCACAUAGUCGUCUUUCUGCCUGAAGGACUUUUGCCGGCUUCUGUUUUCCGAUCUCCCAGCUCCAGUGAUGAGGCGAGACCGUCUCUUAUUGGCUGCGGCCCUCACAACCAUCUUCUCGGCCGACUUCUACUUCAUCCUGCUGCCGAAGCUGCGGCGCGUGGGGCGGACGGCGCCGCCGCUGUGCUCGUGUGGUUUGGGCAACCUCAGCCUCGCCGCCCCGCGCGCGUCCGCACCGGACCCGGACCCGGGCGGCGCCGCGGCCGACCCGGCGGAGGACGGCUCCAGGCUGGAGAGGCUGUUCGCUCACCCGCUGUACAACAUCCACGCGCCGGCGCUGGAGCCGGAGGAGAGGCUGCUGCAGGUGGAGCAGCUGAUGGAGUACUACAGGAAGAAGAUGUCCCACUGGGAAAGGCACAUGAAGCUCUACGCGGAGGCGGCGGAGGCCUCCAACGUGUCCGUGGUCCAACACAAGGUGACCUUUGACCCCGACGCCAGCUGGCUGAGGUUCCACCUGGGGAUAAACCGCUACGCCCUGUACUCCCGUGAGGACCCUGCCAUCCCGCAGCUCCUCAGCAACAUGCGGGGCAUGAUGGUCGUCGGCGCAGAUUACACUCAGGAUGAGAAAGCCCUCAAAGGAGCGUGCGACUGCACACAAGUGGUGAAGCCCAGCGGACAUCACCUCAAACUGGCUCUGAAAAUGCACAACUUUGCCAAAGCAAUGUUCAAACCGAUGAGGCAGCAGAGGGACGAGGAGACCCCCGAGGACUCCUUCUACUUCGUUGACCUCCAGAGACACAACGCGGAGAUCGCCGCCUUCCACCUGGACAGGAUCCUGGACUUCCGCAGGGUCCCGCCGGUGACCGGGAGGCUGGUGAACGUGACGGGGGAGAUCCUCCAGGUGACGCACAAUGAAGACCUGCGCUCCGUCUUCUUCACCUCCCCAGCAAACAACACGUGUUUCUUCGCCAAGUGCUUGUACGUGUGCAAGACGGAGUACGCUGUGUGCGGAGGCCCCGACCUGCUGGAGGGCUCCCUGUCCGCCUACCUGCCCGGCCUCAGCAUCGCGCCCCGCCUCUCCAUCCCCAACCCCUGGAUCCGCUCCUACACCUUCACUGGACGAGAAGAGUGGGAAGUGAACCCCUUCUACUGUGACACCAUCAAGCAGCUGUAUCCGUACAACUCGGGCAACAGGCUUCUCAACAUCAUCGACAUGUCCGUCUUCGACUUCCUCACAGGCAACAUGGACAGACACCACUAUGAGAUUUUCACCAAGUUCGGGGACGAGGGAUUCAUUCUCCACUUGGACAACGCCAGAGGGUUUGGGAGGCACUCUCACGAUGAGAUGUCCAUCCUGGCUCCACUGACUCAGUGCUGCAUGAUAAAGAGCUCCACUCUUGUGCGGCUGAAGCUUCUGGCUGGACGUGAUUUCAGGCUCAGCGACGUGAUGAGGGAAUCGCUGGAGGGGGACCCUUUGAGGCCGAUCCUGACGGAGCCCCACCUCCUGGCGCUGGACCGCAGGUUGCAGAAGGUCCUCCGCGUGGUCCAGCGCUGCGUCCGGAGGCUGGGCAGGGACGAAGUGAUCACUAAGGACUUCAUCAAAUCCACUGUGAACCCUCAGACCGCCACAGACACCGAAAGGUCCAGGUAGCAGAGGAAGAAAUGCCCAGACCCCCUUCAGGCCACAGAAGACUUCAUGAUAAACCUUGUGAGAAACACCAGGCUCGGAUGGAUUUGGAUGGUUUGGAUUCGAGGAACGAGCCAUAAUGGGGUUUGAUGGAAUGUGAAUCGCCACCAGUCUCAUAUUCCACCACCACCUUUAACUCCUCUUGCUUCUUUCAUGGUCUUGUUAUAAAUUAUGACAGGAGCACAAGUGCACACCUUCAACAGGAAAAUAACCUUAGAGUCAGAGUCACAGGCAAAACAUUUCACUCAUACUAUCACAGGAACUCUGUCAGCAGUGGAGUUAAUAUUAAAAGAGCUGAGAUGCACUGGAUCAAUGACUGCGGCUGAACUUUGGGACUGAAACGUGUCCAUGCGAUAAUUGGAAAAUAAAGCUGUUUUAUGUGCUUACAUACUAGUAACAGAAAGGUUGGUUGGUUGGUUGGUUGGUUGGUUGAGUAAGUGAGACCGAGAAUGAAAAGUGCCACCUAUUAAAUAACCACUUUGUUUACUCCA